AUGUCCUCUAAAUGGACCUUCAAGGCCCAGCCUGGCAUCUUUGUUGAACUCGCUGACAUUGCCCAUCAAUAUCCUGGAGAAAAAGUCACGACGCAACCAAACCUGGGCCUCAUCCCAGAUCAGAAAUAUCCUUCUGAUGACCCAGAUACACCCGAUCAGAGGGACUGGGCCCGUCUUGCGGCUUAUGUGAGAUGGCUCAACGAGAAUAGCUCUGGCAAUGUCUCAUACAAAGUCUUGUAUCUCACACGACAUGGCCUUGGGGUACACAAUAAGAUGCACGCCCAAGUAGGCUCCGAAGCGUGGAAUACAAGAGUGUCAUUCCAAAAUGGGGACGGUAAAGAAACCUGGUUUGACGCCUUUCUCACCGAAGUCGGUGAAAAGCAAGCUCAAGAUCUCUACUCCUUCUGGACCGAUCUCAUCAAAAAGCAAGGCGCACCACAUCCCAAAAUCUUCUACACAAGUCCUCUAGCGAGAUGUCUUCAGACAACAGACAUCGUCUUCUCACCACUCAUGGCCUCACAAUCACCGCCCCAACAACCCAUCGUCAAAGAACUCCUCAGAGAGCGCAUCACCCGCCACACCUGCGACUACAGGAGGGAUCGCACAUGGAUAGCCGAAAACUAUCCCAGCUACAAGAUCGAAGAUGGGUUCGAGGAGGAGGACCAGUUCACCAACAGAGUUGAGCCUGAGACUGAUGAGGAGCAUGUUGUGAGGAAACAGAGGGCUUUGGAGGAUAUCUUCAAUGAGACUACGAAAGACGAUGACUUUAUAUCGUUGACGGUCCAUUCAUCCUGCGGGCGUGAGCUCGUUGAGAAGAUUCUCUAUGUAAUGGACGUCAAGAACAGAUGGAUUAGGUUAAUGGUCAAGACGGGGGAGUUCUGCUCCAAUAUCCAGAUGAUCAUUGGGAGGCCUUAUUCAUCGCUUUCAAUGAACAGGGCUCUCGAACGAACGCCGACGGUCAGUCCAUCGGUCCAAAUCUCGGCAGCAUAG
This is a messenger RNA of Fusarium subglutinans, 990 nucleotides long. Its product is annotated as PMU1-high copy suppressor of ts tps2 mutant phenotype. The coding region runs from base 1 to 990 and encodes 329 amino acids. The record is from RefSeq and is a predicted model, not a curated record. NCBI's taxonomy places the organism in Eukaryota, Fungi, Ascomycota, Sordariomycetes, Hypocreales, Nectriaceae. The transcript is spliced from 4 exons. Gene Ontology annotation, molecular function: phosphatase activity. Gene Ontology annotation, cellular component: cytoplasm.